GCGGAGGAAGCGGGUCCGUGCGCCUGAGACGUGUCCCUCCGCGCGGGGCAGCCGUCGGCGCCAUCGGUGGCUGGGUAGAUCCUUCCGCGCCGUGCCAGUGGCGGCUUGAGCGGCCGUGGCCAUGGCCCGUGGAGUGGGGCCAGCGCUCGCCGCUUUCCUCGGCCUGGUGCUGGCCGUGCUUAGCCGCGCCGAACCAGCGUCCGCUUUACAGUGUAUGGAUGAUUCCAGGCCAUGUGUUAAUGAGGGAAAGUGCAUUCCAUAUCAGAAUGGUACAGGAUAUUGCAAGUGUCGAGAAGGCUUUCUUGGAGACUACUGUCAGUACAGAAACCCCUGUGAAAGCAAUACCUGUAAGAAUGGGGGAACUUGUGAAACCACAUCUCUGAUAGGAAAGGCUACCUGCAAAUGUGCUCCUGGGUUCACAGGAGAGGAUUGUCAGUAUUCAGAAUCGCACCUCUGCUACAUGUCCCAGCCCUGCCUGAACGGAGGAACUUGUCAUCCCCAGAGCCAGGACACAUAUGAGUGUGUCUGUCCUCCAGGUUAUACAGGGAAAGAUUGUCAGUGGAUUGAUGCCUGUACAUCUCAACCUUGUGCCAACGGAAGUACAUGUACUGUAUCUGGAAAUAAGUUCUCCUGCAUCUGUCUGCCUGGCUACACUGGCCAGAAGUGUGAGAUAGAUGUGAAUGAAUGUGCCACACCAGGCCUUUGUCAACAUGGUGGGACCUGUGUCAAUUUGCCUGGCUCAUACAGAUGCCAGUGCAAGCCAGGCUAUACAGGACAUCGCUGUGAAAGUGUGUAUGUGCCAUGUUCCCCAUCACCCUGUAUGAAUGGAGGAACUUGUCAUCAAACAGGUGACUUCGCUUUUGAGUGCAACUGUCUGCCAGGUUUCGAGGGAAGAGUCUGCGGGCACAACGUUGAUGACUGCCCAAAUCACAACUGCCAAAAUGGGGGUAUAUGUGUGGAUGGUGUGAACACAUAUAACUGCCGCUGCCCACCGCAAUGGACAGGCCAGUUUUGCACUGAAGAUGUUGAUGAAUGUCAGCUCCAGCCCAACGCUUGUCAGAAUGGAGGUACCUGCACCAACCACAACGGAGGCUAUGCCUGUGUCUGUGUCAAUGGUUGGAGUGGGGAUGACUGCAGUAAGAAUAUUGAUGACUGCUUCACUGCUUCCUGUGCUAAUGGAUCUACUUGCAUUGAUCGAGUGGCUUCUUUUUCAUGCAUUUGUCCAGAAGGAAAGGCCGGUCUUCUGUGCCACUUGGAUGAUGCAUGUGUUAGCAAUCCAUGCCAGAAGGGUGCUCUGUGUGAUACCAAUCCUGUGAAUGGACACUACAUCUGCACGUGUCCUCAAGGCCAUAAGGGAGCAGACUGCACUGAGGAUGUGGAUGAAUGUGCAAUGGCAAAUAGCAAUCCAUGUGAACAUGCUGGGAAAUGUGUAAACACAGAAGGCUCUUUCCACUGUGAAUGUUUGAAGGGCUACACGGGACCUCGCUGUGAAAUGGACAUCAAUGAAUGUCAUUCAAAUCCAUGCCAAAAUGAUGCCACCUGCCUGGAUAAAAUCGGGGGAUUCACGUGUCUCUGUAUGCCAGGUUUUAAAGGUGUUCACUGUGAAGAAGAUAUUGACGAGUGUCUGAGUAAUCCCUGUGUGAACAAUGGAGAGUGUCUUGAUAAAGUCAAUCGCUUCCUCUGUGUCUGUCCUCCUGGAUUCAGUGGUGCUGUGUGUCAGAUUGAUAUAGAUGACUGCUCCAGCACACCAUGUCUCAAUGGAGCCAAAUGUAUUGACCAUCCCAAUGGCUAUGAGUGCCAGUGCGCCACAGGUUUUACUGGCCUCCUGUGUGAGGAGAAUAUCAACAACUGUGAUCCUGAUCCUUGCCACCAUGGGGAGUGUCAAGAUGGAAUUGAUUCAUAUACAUGUAUAUGCAAUCCUGGCUACAUGGGUGCCAUAUGCAGCGAGCAGAUAGAUGAAUGCCACAGCAAUCCUUGCCUCCAUCAGGGACGCUGCAUUGAUUUGGUGAAUGGCUACCAAUGCAACUGUUUGCUGGGCACUUCAGGAGUGAACUGUGAAAAUAACUUUGAUGACUGUGCAAGUAACCCAUGCAUUCACGGGGACUGUAUUGAUGGCAUUAAUCGCUACAAUUGUGCUUGCAAACCUGGAUUUACAGGCCCUCGUUGUAAUGUGGACAUUGAUGAAUGCAUAUCCAAUCCCUGUCAUAAUGGUGGAACAUGUAUAAAUGAAGUCAAUAACUUUCGGUGUGUAUGUCCUGAAGGAUACCAUCAUCCUCAUUGUCAGUCACAGGCAGAUGGCUGUCUUAGUAACCCAUGUGUACAUGGCAAUUGCACACAUAUUGCUAGUGGGUACAAGUGUGUCUGCGACCCAGGCUGGAUAGGAGAUUAUUGUUCAACAGAAGGGAACGAAUGUAAAUCAAACCCAUGCCAGAAUGGAGGAACCUGUGAGGAUCUGCUGAAUGGAUAUAGAUGUACCUGUAGGAAAGGAUUCAAAGGUGUGAACUGCCAGGUAGUGGUUGCUCCUUGUUCCCCUGAUCCUUGUGAGAACUCGGGAAUUUGCCAAGAAUCUCCUGACUCUGAAGGCUACACCUGCCAAUGUGCCCCUGGCUGGGAAGGGGAGAGAUGUACAGUGGAUAUUGAUGAAUGUCUCUCCAAGCCCUGCAAAAAUCAUGCUCUGUGCCAUAAUAUUCAGGGCAGUUACCUGUGUGAAUGUCGGCCAGGCUUCACUGGAGGAGACUGUGACAGUAACAUUGAUGACUGCCUUUCAAAUCCCUGCCAAAAUGGAGCUUCUUGUGUGGAUGGGAUAAACUCUUUCUCAUGCAUCUGCCUACCUGGAUUUCAUGGAGAUAAAUGUCAAACAGAUACCAAUGAAUGUCUCAGUGAACCAUGCAGAAAUGGAGGCACAUGCACCCACUAUGUCAACAGCUACACAUGCAAAUGUCAGCCUGGGUUUGAGGGAACCAACUGUGAGAACAACAUUGAUGAAUGCACUGAGAGCUCCUGUUUCAAUGGAGGUACUUGCGUGGAUGGGAUCAAUUCCUUUACUUGUCAGUGUCCUGUAGGGUUUACAGGACCCUUCUGCCUCACGGAAAUUAAUGAGUGUGAUUCACAUCCUUGCUUGAACAAAGGCUCUUGCGUGGACAGUCUGGGCACAUACCGAUGUAUAUGUCCUUUGGGUUAUACUGGGAAGAACUGUCAGGCACUUAUGGAUCUGUGCAGCAAAUCUCCCUGUAAGAAUAAAGGCACAUGUGUCCAACAUGGAGCCCACACUCGAUGUGUCUGUCCGUCUGGCUGGACUGGUGCUUACUGUGAUGUGCCAAAUGUCUCCUGUCAAGUAGCAGCUUCACAAAGGGGAGUCUCAGUGGACCAGUUGUGCCAGCACUCUGGUCACUGCCUCAAUGUGGGAAACACACACCACUGUCAGUGCCAGGUGGGUUACACUGGCAGUUACUGCGAGGUGCAGCUGAAUGAAUGUGACUCCAGCCCCUGCCAGAAUGGUGCUACCUGCCGGGAUCACCUGGGUGGAUACCAGUGCGAGUGUGUGCCUGGAUACCAGGGUGUCAACUGUGAAUAUGAAGUGGAUGAGUGCCAGUUUCAGCCCUGCCAGAAUGGAGGAACAUGCAUAGACCUCAUCAACCAAUUCAAGUGCUCCUGUCCACCAGGAACUCGGGGCCGUUUCUGUGAGGAGAACAUCGAUGACUGUGUUUCAGACUCAGGAGUACCUCGCUGCUUUAAUGGAGGGCAGUGCAUUGACCAGAUUGGGGGCUACAGCUGCAUUUGUCUCCCAGGCUUUGCAGGCGAGCGAUGCGAGGGAGAUAUCAAUGAAUGCCUCUCUAAUCCUUGUAACCCUCGUGGAAGUCUGGACUGUGUUCAGCUGAUAAAUGAUUAUACGUGCAUCUGUCGUAGUGCUUUUACUGGUCGUCACUGUGAGAGUGUCAUAGAUGUGUGUCCCCGGAAGCCUUGUCAGAAUGGAGGUACCUGUGCUGUUGCCAGCAAUAUGCCGGAUGGGUUCAUCUGCCAGUGUCCUCCGGGUUAUUCUGGAGCAAAAUGUGAGUUCAGCAGCCACAGUACUUGUGGACAAGUGAAGUGCAAGAAAGGGGAGCAGUGCAUCCAGACAUCUUCUGGUCCGCGGUGCUAUUGCCCCAAACUGUCUGUGGGAGAGGAGUGCCAGACAAGCACGGGUUGUGCCAGUGCCCCCUGCCAGAAUGGUGGAAGCUGCCACCCUCAUUCUCAGCCUCCUUACUAUUACUGUCAGUGCCCUGUUCACACCCAAGGCAGCCAGUGUGAACAGCCCGUAACUUUCAGCCCAGAGCCCCGAGGAUGUUUGGAUUCCCAGUGCACGGAAAAAGCAAAAGAUGGCUAUUGUGAUGAAGACUGUAACACUCAUGCCUGCCAGUGGGAUGGAGGCGACUGCUCACUGACAAUGGAAGAUCCUUGGGCCAACUGCUCCUCUUCAUUGCGCUGCUGGAUGCUUUUCAAUGGACAGUGUGACGAGUUCUGCAACACACCAGAGUGCCUGUUUGACAACUUUGAGUGUCAGCAGAAUAGCAAAACAUGCAAGUAUGACAAGUAUUGUGCAGAUCACUAUGCAGAUGGCCGCUGUGACCAGGGCUGUAAUAGUGAAGAGUGUGGCUGGGACGGUCUGGACUGUGCUGGUGACAAAGCUGAGAAGCUGGCUGAAGGGACCCUGAUUAUUGUGGUCUUGAUGCCUCCUGACGAGCUGCUGGGUGAUGUUCGCAGUUUCUUGCGCACCUUGGGAACUCUCCUGCACACCAAUCUGAGAAUCAAGCUGGACUCCCAGGGAAAUCCCAUGGUAUUCCCGUACUAUGGGGAGAAAUCUGCAGCACGGAGUCGGCGGUCACUUGUGAUCAUUCGCAAGCACAGAGAACUAGAGCAAGAGGUCAUUGGCACCAGGGUGUUCCUGGAAAUUGACAACCGUCAGUGUGCAGAGGAUUCAGAGCAAUGCUUUCAGAACACAGAAGCUGCUGCAGCUCUCUUAGCUGCUCAGGCUAUCAAGGGCAUGUUGCCAUAUCCUUUUGUGUCUGUCCAAAGUGAACCCUUGUUACCACCGAAGACCCAGUUGUUUUAUCUACUUGCUGUGGCAGCUUUGAUCAUCCUCUUAAUCCUUCUCUUGGGUGUGAUGAUGGCAAAGCGUAAGCGCAAACAUGGUUCUCUGUGGCUCCCAGAGGGCUUUAUUCUGCGCAGAGAUCCUAGUAAUCAUAAGCGCAGAGAGCCAGUUGGGGAAGAUGCUGUUGGACUCAAAAAUCUGUCAGUCCAGAUACCAGAGGGUAACCUGGCAGAUUCCGGACCAACUGAACACUGGGCAGGUGAUGGUGGACCUCAGCCAAAGAGAGCAAAGGCUGAGGAUCAAGCCUUGCUCCCAGAAGGUGAUGAGCAGAUAGAUCAGCGCCAGUGGACACAGCAGCACUUGGAGGCAGCAGAUGUCUGUGGGAGCACAUCACUAGCCCUUACACCACCUCAAGCAGAUCAAGAAGUGGAUGUUCUGGAUGUCAAUGUCAGAGGCCCAGAUGGAUGUACUCCACUUAUGUUGGCAUCUCUGCGUGUGGGCAGCUCCGAUAUCAGCGAGGAAGAUGAGGAUGCAGAAGAUUCCUCAGCGAAUAUAAUAACAGAUUUGAUCUACCAGGGUGCCAACCUGCAGGCCCAGACAGACCGCACUGGGGAGAUGGCGCUGCACUUAGCAGCCCGUUACUCAAGAGCAGAUGCUGCAAAACGUUUGCUGGAUGCUGGUGCAGAUGCUAAUGCUCGGGACAACAUGGGACGGACUCCCCUGCAUGCAGCUGUAGCUGCUGAUGCCCAGGGUGUCUUCCAGAUCCUGAUCCGUAACAGAGUGACAGACUUGGAUGCUCGGAUGAAUGAUGGAACAACCCCGUUAAUUCUGGCUGCACGGCUGGCUGUGGAAGGAAUGGUGGCUGAGCUAAUUAAUUGCCAGGCAGAUGUGAAUGCCGUAGAUGACCACGGUAAAUCUGCUCUUCACUGGGCUGCUGCUGUCAAUAACGUGGAAGCCACACUAGUGCUGCUGAAAAAUGGAGCCAACAGAGACAUGCAGGAUAACAAGGAGGAGACACCGCUCUUCCUUGCUGCACGGGAAGGCAGUUUUGAAGCAGCAAAAAUCUUGCUGGACCAUUUUGCCAAUCGAGACAUCACAGACCACAUGGACCGCCUGCCUCGAGACGUGGCCCAGGACCGGAUGCACCAUGACAUCGUGCAGCUUCUCAACGAGUACAAUGUGGCGCACAGUCCUGCUGGGCACCCAGGUGCCAUGCUGAACUCUGCUCUCUCCCCAGUCAUCUGUGGCCCAAAUAGGUCCUUCCUCAACCUGAAGCACACUUCAUUAAGCAAGAAGUCACGAAAAGUGAAUGCCAAAGGCAUCAUGCCCACGAACCUCACCAAAGAUGCAAAGAGGAGAAGGAAGAAGUCCCUCAGUGAGGGCAAAGGGCAGUUUUCGGAGAGUUCAGUGACCCUGUCACCAGUUGAUUCCCUAGAAUCACCCCAUGCUUUUGCAUCCGAACCAACAUCGUCGCCUGUGAUGCCAUCACCAGGGGUGUUACACUCAUCACCCAGCUCACUGCUGACCGCUCCAACUGUGCAGGCUGCACACACAAUGUCCUUCUCUAACCUCCAUGAGAUGCAGCCUUUAGGUCGUGGAUCCAGCACGGUGCUCCCAUCUGUCAGCCAGCUGCUUUCACAGCACAGAACCACCCCUCCUAACAGUGGGCUUGGCAGGCUCAGGCCAGCCAACGUUUCUGCCGAGUGGAUGAACCGGAUGGAGGUGAACGAGUCCCAGUACGAGAUGUUUGGCAUGGUGCCGCAGGUGAUGCAUUCACAUCCCACUGUUUCUCAGCAGAGCGGUUUAGUGCAAGCAGAUACAAAGCACAUGGGAGUGUCCAGGGAGUCUUUGCCCCCUAUCAUGACUUUCCAGCUGGUUCCCAAGGGUGGCAUAAACCAGCAAGCACUGCCACAGCAGGCCCAGUCAAACUGCGCUCAGAACAUGGCUGGUUCUCUUAGCUCCAUGUACCAGAUACCGGAUUUAGCUCAGCUGCCCAGUGCCUCAUUCUCCAUGGCUGCCAUCCCUCAGCAGGACGGGCAGGUGGCUCAGACAGUCCUCCCAGCCUACCACCAGUUCCAGAGCUCGAUGGGGAAGUACCCCACACCGCCCUCACAGCACAGCUGCUACUCCUCGGCCACAGAACGGACUCCUAGCCACAACCGGCACUUACAAGGGGAGCACCCGUACCUGACUCCGUCGCCCGAAUCUCCAGACCAGUGGUCCAGCUCCUCCCCACACUCUGCCUCUGACUGGUCUGAUGUGGCAACCAGUCCCAGCAACAGCCAGCGUGGGCCGGCCGCCACCCACAUGACGGAGCAGCAGCGGAACAACAUGCAGGUGUAUGCCUGAAGGCUGGCCAAGGUGAAGCCCAAUCAAAAAGUGGACUCCAGAACUCAUGAAGGUCUUCCAGGAUGAAAAUGAAGAACCAUUUUAGUAUCCAAGAGUCUUAAUGAGCCUAGGCUGUUCUUUCUUUGAAGGGACUGUGGUCGCUGUAGGCGUUGUAUGCUUUUUAUGCUAAACAAAGAACUGUAGAAGCUGGUGAUGGAGAAGACCAACUGGGUCACUUCUAACCAACUCCCAUGCACCUUGGAUGUGAUUGCUGUCUGCACUGGAUUCUCCAGUCUGCUUUUAAACAUGUUCCACCAUGUCUCUGGGGAGACAGCUCUUCAGCUUAAUGCAUCUCGUGGUCACUUCUCCAGAAAUUUAGCCAAAACCAGCUGCGUAUCCUUAUUUUGUUACUACUUCUGUUACCCACGUAACCUCUCUCUGAAGCACCUUCUACUAGUUCUCCUCGAGUUCAAGUUGCCUUGUCUUGACACAGCUCAGAGCUGCACCCACAUUCCUAGACCCCUCCUUCCCUCGGCUGCCCUUGCUCAGCAAGCGAGCCGGACUUUCCAAAACACCUGCAGGUCAAGUGACGCUUUCUGUCACACAGCUUCACCCUGCCCUCUUCCAGAGUCUUUGCCUUAUACAGACCCACUAACACCCCUUAGUGCUCUCACUGCCUGCCCCCCAGGUAUUAUGAGAUUAUAUAUAUACAUAUAGUCUUCUCUUAGGUCUUUUUGUUGGUUGUAUUUUUUUUACCCUGCUGCCCAAAACGCUGGUCUGACCUGGUCUUCCCCCCGUGGUGGCCUGUAGGCACAUCUCUCCCAUGUUGUAUGUCUUCCCUGAGACACACCUGACCAUUUUGACACACUACCCUCCCUGUAUCCCUGUCCUUCCAGGUGUGUCCAUGACUGCCUUCACGGGCUCCCAUGCUGGAAGAGAUGCCCUGCAAUCCAUAUAGGCCUUUUGGGAAACUCUUGGUAUGAGCAUGAGCGUUUCAAAACCUUGUAACACAAGCUCCCAGCAUUCUUGCACAGUACUCCCUGCCCCUCCAUCCAAGGGUGGCUGUGUCCUGUCCUCCAGGUACCGUAUGCUGCCUUGUCAUGGUAUUAUCAAGAAAUGUUAAGGAUGUCAUUACAUGUUUGCAGUGUGUCUCCUUAUGCAUCAGGAACCAUGUCCAGCCCUUUGAAAAGUGUCUCUUCCACUCCAGCCUUGGAACAGGGCUGCUUUGUCUUCCUAUCCCAUCAAGGAAGCUGUAGCACUGACUCCAGAGCAGGCUUCCAGCAGGAGGAGCAUGCCUGAAGCCAGGAGCUGACCUUAAGCAGCAGGCAAAAUAGCUCAGUAACCGUUGCCUGAUGAAGUUCAGUUAACAGGUUUGGGGCUGUCCUCUGCUCUCAGCUUCAGCCCAUAUCAAGGUUUCCCAGCCGAGAUGCCCCAUGUUCUCUGUGGGGCGGUAGUGCCAUUUGUACUGCAGCUUCCCCGAGAUUUGUGGAGUUACGGAAGCCAGCUCUCACUGACCUUAGUAAAACAGCCGCUCCUUCUGCUUUGUCCGCAAGAGUAACGCUUCCCUGAAGGGCUCUGAACCAGUCAGCAGCCCAAGUGAACAUUUCUGGGGUUCGUUUGCUCCUACCUCUUCAGGGGAACCCUGCAGACACGUGUUCCAAAGAGAUCAGGGCUGUCGGCUGCCGCCAAAGGACAGAGAAGGCCACUCCCCACCGAGCAGCGGCCCUUCAGCAUCCUACCAUGUACAGUAUUUCCUUCGAUGCUUCUUUCCACUCUAAUCAAGGGCAAAAGCUUUUUCUUUUGAUUCGACUCAAUGGUACAUGAAGGCAGGGCCUCAGGAGGAGCUGGUUCCCGGGGCCGUCAUUUUGGGCUGAAGUUUUUAACUGAAGUUACUGCUUUUUACGAUGCACACAGCGUUCCCUGGCACACUUGCUGCAGUGCAUCCUAUGAAGUUUAGCUGCAACCGACUCAGAUCUCCAGGCAGGAGCCUGCGAGCUCCCGGAGUUCUGUCCAGGUACAUGUUUCACUGCAAAUAAUGAAGUGUUGCUACAUCAGUGCUAAAGAAACAAAGGGCUUUUCCUUGUUAGCCCCAAAUAACCAAGUGCCUUUUAAAAUAUGUGGCUGCCUUUUACAAGAUGAGUGCUUUCUGUGGAAUGAAGCCGGCUUCAUGCCUGGCGUGUUAAUAUGAUGGCCCUCUGCCUUUCUUUUUUUUAACUACUUGUAAAGAUAAUAUCUCCUUAAGGUGGUAUUUUAUCUCAUAAGUUGUAGAGUAACCAUUCACACAGCAGCAUUUUCCUAUAUUAAUAAUGGAAAAUAUUUGCUUAUUUUUACAUUUUUUAUAAAAGUCUUUUAUGAAAAUAGUUGCUGCAAAAUGUAUAAGCAAUUUUUAUCCCCAGAAUAAAGAGUAUGUGCCCAG
Neopsephotus bourkii (Bourke's parrot) is the source of this 9812-nucleotide messenger RNA. It is a transcript of the gene NOTCH2, whose product is annotated as notch receptor 2. Gene Ontology annotation, biological process: cellular response to tumor cell; cell differentiation; regulation of DNA-templated transcription. The record is from RefSeq and is a predicted model, not a curated record. Gene Ontology annotation, molecular function: calcium ion binding; signaling receptor activity; Notch binding. The transcript is spliced from 33 exons. Gene Ontology annotation, cellular component: membrane; signaling receptor complex. The coding region runs from base 122 to 7417 and encodes 2431 amino acids. Lineage: Eukaryota; Metazoa; Chordata; Aves; Psittaciformes; Psittacidae.